Molecule: messenger RNA, 3427 nt
Organism: Bactrocera dorsalis (oriental fruit fly)
Lineage: Eukaryota; Metazoa; Arthropoda; Insecta; Diptera; Tephritidae
Gene: hid
Product: cell death protein hid
Exons: 5
Coding region: 1193-2227 (344 amino acids)
Source: RefSeq, a predicted model, not a curated record
AAACAGAAGCACAGUUGAUUGAGAACAACGAAGCAAGUAAGACGUGUUUGUUGGUUGGUGGUUAACACUUUAACGCUGGUUUUGUUUUUUGGGAACACUCUGCUGUACGCCAAAACGCCAACCCAACAACGCAACACCAAACGACAAUUCACAGUGCAGACGUACGCUCGCGUGGGUGUGUGUGUGUGUUCGUAUGUGCGUGUGCUUCAGCAAAUAGACGCGAACUUGCAAAAGUUGAUUAGUGCCAAAACAACAAUAACAUUAAAAAAGUAAUAAGUAACACAAAACCAAUUGAAAACGUGCUAAAUACUUCCAGUUAAUUGAACGUAAUAACAAAAACCGUUAAAAAUUAUUGUUUAAAAAAUUUUUCGAAUUUCGUAAUGUUCGAAAAAAUUGUAAACAAAACGAUUUGUAAGUGACUAAAACUUUUUAAGUGUGAAAUUUGCCUGUUGCAGCAAAUCUGAAAAUAUAAAAAACGAAAAAUAUCAACAAAGUGCUGUGAAAAUUGUAAGUCUAAUAGCGAAAUAAAAUUAAGGAAUAUAUUUAAAAAUUAAAAGUGCAAAAAUAAUAAAAACACAAACUGUAAAAGAUAUUAGUUUACAUUUUAUGACGAAAUUUUUUUAAAUACUUGUAAAAAUAACUUUUUGAGUUCAAGUUUGAGAGCAAAAGGAAUUUCACAACUGCACGCAACAAUUUCAAACAAUUUGCCAUAAAGCGUGAGAACGGUGAAAAUCAUUUCGAUUGCAGACAAGUAUUAAAAAAAGUGCUGAAUUAUACAAAUUAUCAAAAUAAAAAACAAAAAGUGCUAAGAAAAAUUAUAAAAAAUCAUAAAACAUCGAAACAUUGAAAACGCAACAUAACUUCACAACAAAAACUAAAUUGCAAAUAUAACUAACUGUAAGAGACAAUUCUGUUGCGCGCAAGAAUAAACCUGUGCGAACGCGAUCCCCACACUGCCGCCCACAUUGCUGCGCAGGUACGCCGAACAGCAGCAGCAGCAGGUGUGUGUGCGCACUUAUGCAAAAGCAACAGUAACAACAAAGCGUGAAGAGAGAAAAGAAGCAAUAAUAGCAAACAAACUCACAACCACAGAAAUAAAAGAAAAAACACUCAGCCGCAAAAGCGUGCAGCAAAAAUCAGGGAAAUAAAAAACAAAACAAAAACACGAAAUUAAAUCACAAAAACUGAAACGAUGGCUGUUGUCUUUUAUAUGCCCGAGGGCGGCGGCGAUGACUCUGCAUCGUCAUCGAGUGGCGGUCACGGCAGUGCGGGCAGCGGCAGCGCUGCUUCGUCGACAUCACAAUCGCCCAACACAACCACAUCGGCUACACAAACGCCCAUGCAGAGUCCGCUGCCGCCGCAUUUUAUGAUGGCCUUCUACCAGUAUAUGAAUGCUACCGCCUUCCAGUAUCCCCCACCAGCCAGUCCAUGCUGCCAAGUGCACAGCCCCUCACCAUACACAGGUAGCGGCAGCGGCGGCGGCGGCGGUGGUGGUGGUGCCGGUGUCGGCAAUGGCGAAGUUUUCUUCCCACUCAGUCUUAGUACACCACGUACCCCACGUACCAGCGUCAGUUAUGCGGCUGGCGAAGAGAAUACCUUCUUUCGUCAUCACAACAUCAGUGCGGGUUGCAGCAACGCAUCACACCUACAACCACCGCAAUCGGCACCACCAAUGCCGUCGAGUAGUCACAAUGGUGCACAUAGUCAACCAGCGCCACAACAACAAUACCAACAAUAUACAUAUCCAUACUAUCAAUAUACACCACCGCCGACACCGCUCACCGCCAAUGCGAGCACCUGCACCGGCAAUGUAUUCGGGGCGACGGAAGCGACAACGCAUCAACGCGGUUGUGUGGCAACAGCGUCGACAUCAACAUCGACGACAUCGUGCGGUAUGGGCGGGCAUUCGCGUUUGCAUCGUAGCCUCUCAGAUGCGCAGAAGCGCUCUCGUCGUACGUCAACCACCAACGAUGAUGAACGCGAAUAUCAUAGCGAACACGAGACCAGCUGGGAUGAGUUCGAUGACCGCUAUGAUAAUUUUACAGCCGGCCGUGAACGUUUGCAGGAAUUUAAUGGACGAAUACCGCCACGAAAGAAGAAAAAGGAUGUGCCAAAAUCAAAGUAUGAGAAGAAGGUGAGAGAAAGACCAUUCAAGGGUUUUAUCUGGCCCACUGUCGUCACAGUCAUCGUUGUUGCAAUCGGUUGUGGCUUCCUUGUUACGCGAUGAGUGCGCCAAAAGUGAAGUUCCAGCGGCAACAGCCUCAGCAAUACUUACAAUUUAAAAAGCAAGCAGCAGUGAAGCAAUGCAAAAAACAAAUAAUUAUUUACACUUAAAGAAAAAUAAAACAAAAAUAAUAAAUUUUGAGAAAAACUUUAAAAACAAAGCACAAAUGAAAAGUGUUAAAGUGUGCGGAAAGCAGAAUGCUUUUGAUGUUUUCAAGGCAAUAAAGGAGUACGAGAGGGAAAUAUAUAAAGGUGAAGACAUUUUUGCCAAAAAUGUGGUACGUGAGAGUGUUUAAAGAAGCGCACGUCGCGCGUGGAACGAGGCGAAGUUACGCCGCGCCAGUUUUGGAGAGACCCGUUAGUGAACGGCUUGAGAGAGAAGUCUUUUCGAGAGUGGAAACGUGUGAUAAUUUUGAAUUUUCAAGAAUUUACGGAUCUACUGACGAAAAGGCGCAUCAAACCGCUACAAUGAGAUGGAAAGAGUUGGGUAGUGAAGAAAAGAGGAGGAAAGAAAUGGCGUUAAAGAAAGAGAGAGAGAUGAUAGCGAGCAAAACGCACAUUGUGCGAAAACGAAACCGAAUUUUUAAUCAACGAAGCUUUUCUUACACACCACAAACUCAAAACGAAAUCAAAGUCGAAACAAAAACGUAAUGAAAGCAAACAACUAACAUUUUUUAACACCAGCAAAGCAUAUUUUUGUACAAUGUAGGCAUUUAUAGUAGAUAUACAUACUUAUGUACGCAUACGCGUAUUUGAUUAAAAAAUCUCUGCCGUAUUUGGACGUGGAAAUUUCGCAUAUAGUAUACUUGACAUGAAUUUGAACUGCCCUUAAGUGUAAGCUACUUUGUGCUUAAAGAAAAUAUUUUUCUAACGAAAAUUUUGUACGUUUUUUAUUCUAAAUGUGUAACAGAUAAGACUGUUCGAUAUUGAAAGGCAGCAUUUGUACUAAACACAAUUUAAAAGUAAAGACAACUAAAACCACAAAGCAGCAAGUUUAUAAAAUUUAUUCAAUAACUAAAUAUUUUUUUUAAAUUUUGAAAAGAAAUCGUACAAACUAACAGUAAAUCAAACAAAAAAAAAACAAGAACUCAAUGCUAAACUUUUUUUUCAUACUAACAGCUGAAAAAUUGCUAAUUUGGCGUAUUGAAGGUACACAUUUUUUUCCAAAACAGAUGCGCGUAUUUUUGAUAAAAAUUUUUGAGGA